GGUAAUGGCGUAACACUGAUGCACCGACCUCGUGAUACGAGCAGUUUCGCUUCAGAUCGAAACAUUCGAUAUACCGUUGAUACUUAUGAGGGGAAUUACGAGGAGUCAGAUGGAAGGCCAGCGACGCGGGAAAGUCUGAUGAUGGCACUUGCUAAUUUGGACACGAUGCUCAUUCGGGCCUCUCAUUGCCAUGGACAGCAAUCUACAAGUCUUGGCGACGUAAGUUGGGAAGUGGCGGUAAAUCGCGACACCCAGGAAAGGCUGGCUCUCGAAAACCGCGCAAGAUUGUUUAUUACAGGUUAUACCGGAUUAUCAUGCGAGGAGUGCGCCCCAGGAUACGAGCGUUCGCGUCAGGGACCGUAUCUGGGCACAUGUGUACCCGCUCAACGCUACCCCCAGUGCUCAGCAGCAGGUGCUUUGAGCACGCAGCCUGCAUACGGUGGUCAGUGUCAGUGUAAAACCUAUGCAACAGGUGCAUUGUGCGACCAGUGUCCAGCGAACAGUUUCUAUAUGUCGGCAAGCAAUCCACAGGGCUGCAUACCAUGUUUCUGCUCCGGAGUAACGCAACACUGCUCGUCGUCCAACUACUAUCGAACUCAGGUUCAACUGGAUUACAGUCGCGGAGCCAGCGAUCAGUUGGAGAUUACCACAAGUGAUGCUCACAGUCCAUUCCGGUAG
Gongylonema pulchrum is the source of this 678-nucleotide messenger RNA. Lineage: Eukaryota; Metazoa; Nematoda; Chromadorea; Rhabditida; Gongylonematidae. The record is from the annotation of a GenBank genome assembly.